AUGUCGCCUCAACUCCACCGCAACCCCCCUUUCCGUGCCGAGCAUCUGGGAUCUCUCCUGCGAACAGAUGGACUGCUGGAAGCAAAGACGGCCUUUGAGAAGGGACAGCUCCCUAGUGCCGACCUGGCUGUGAUUGAAAACAAGGAUGUCAAGGAAGUUGCUGAAACUCAGAAGAAACUCGGCUAUGCUGCGAUCUCGGAUGGAGAAUAUCGUCGACACAUGUUCUGGGGCACAUUCUUCCCUGGACUUGAUGGCUUUGACGAAGUCACGGAUUUCGACCCGGAUAUCUUCCGUACUUAUGCCCCCGAUAUUGCCGCUUUUCUCGAGGCCGGCCACAAGCCCGGCGAGACUGUCCUCUGCACUGGCAAGAUCAAGCACGUCGGAAGCACGUACAUCAACGAAUUCAAGUAUCUGGCCAGCCUGGUUCCCCCAGAGGAAGUCAAGAACCUGAAACUUACCCUGGCUGCUCCUAACUGGUAUCACUUGCGGUACAAGGAGGGCAAGGCCUAUCCUAAGGAGGUGUAUGCCUCGGACGAGGAGUAUUUUGGCGACAUCGCCAAGGCAUACCAAGAUGAAUUGCAGAUCUUAUACGAUGCCGGCUGUCGCAACGUUCAGUUCGAUGACCCCAACCUUGCUUACUUCUGUUCCGACAAGAUGCUUGACGGCUGGAAAGCGGAUCCCCUGAACGUCCACACUGCCGAGGAGGUCUUCGAAAAGUACAUCAAGCUGUACAACGACUUGCUGUCAAAGCGCCCUGCCGAUUUCCACAUCGGAGUGCACAUCUGCCGCGGUAACUUUGUCGGUAGCCGUCACUUCUCCGAGGGUGGCUAUGACCGCAUCGCGACCAAGUUGUUCAAGGAAUUGAACGUCGACACAUAUUACCUGGAGUAUGACACCCCGCGUGCCGGAGGAUUCGAGCCCUUAAAGGAACUCCCGAAUAACAAGAACGUGAUCCUGGGCGUUGUGACCAGCAAGUUUCCCGAGCUCGAGGACAAGGAGGAGAUGAAGAAGCGGGUUUACGACGCCGCCAAGUUCAUUGCGGAAGGAAACAACAUUUCCGUCGAGGAGGCCCUCAACCAGGUUGGUGUUAGCCCGCAGUGUGGAUUUGCCAGUCACCGCGAAGGGAAUGCCAUUGACCGCGAUGGCAUGAUUGCCAAACUGAAACUGGUCCGAGACAUUGCCAACGAUAUCUGGCCGGGUCAGCUGUAG
This is a messenger RNA of Aspergillus steynii IBT 23096, 1209 nucleotides long. Its product is annotated as cobalamin-independent methionine synthase II family protein. Gene Ontology annotation, molecular function: 5-methyltetrahydropteroyltriglutamate-homocysteine S-methyltransferase activity; zinc ion binding. NCBI's taxonomy places the organism in Eukaryota, Fungi, Ascomycota, Eurotiomycetes, Eurotiales, Aspergillaceae. The transcript has 3 exons. The record is from RefSeq and is a predicted model, not a curated record. The coding region runs from base 1 to 1209 and encodes 402 amino acids.